CAUUGAAACAGCCCCCUGUGCCACUAAAUGUCGUAGAAACAGUCACCUCAAUUUUCGCCUUCCCCCGGCUCAUGCCGAGGUGAUCUUUGAACCGCUGGACCGCUUUCUAAUCUCUGCAACUACUGAUAGCAUAGCCCUACUAGGAUUCAUUCAGUGAACAUCCCAGAACGAACGGAGUCGAAUGUACAACAGGACCUGUCUUUAUCAUUGCAGUCCUUAUUAUAAUGGGCAUGUAACGGAAAGUUAAAGGAAAUAGCUUUGGAUCGAUGAACACUUUGCUCCGCUGAAAAGCGUUCCUUCCGUUUUWCUGUAGGAUUGUAGCAUAUUUAUUUAAAUGAAAACUCCAUGCAGUAUUUACACGUUUUCUCUUUAGAGCAAGCGACGCAUCAAAACUUUCUCCAGCGCAACUCCAGGUUCAGUCCUCGCCAGAUACAAUGUAUCACUUCAGAUCUUUAGUUACGUGCGCGCUUCUUUUUAUCUCGUUAUCGAAUUGUGUACAAGUGGACAGUAAGAAAGGACAAGGCUUUCUUGACGACAUAUUGCGGUUUUACGGUGAAAAUGGCUCUAUUUCRACAGCACACCUUGAACACUUUCUGCUGCUAAUAUCAACCAGAAGACCGGCUUUUAUUGUGGAUGAGGAAAACCCACUUAUCAAUUCUGAGUGUCCCUCUGUGGGACAGAUCUUGUCCCACUAUGAGUUGACUACACGCAGUCAGCUGACAGUGGAGCAUCUGGAGAGGAUCUGUCUGCUGUGUUUGACUCAGGUGCUGCUGCCCUCCUGCCCAUAUAAAAAAAAAAUGGCCCUGCAGCCUGUUACCUACCAUG
This is a messenger RNA of Salvelinus sp. IW2-2015, 825 nucleotides long. NCBI's taxonomy places the organism in Eukaryota, Metazoa, Chordata, Actinopteri, Salmoniformes, Salmonidae. The record is from RefSeq and is a predicted model, not a curated record.